CAUCCUUGCCGGUUCACACAGAGAUGCCGCUUCCUCCCCGCAGAAACAACCAGAAGCAUCGUGGAACAUACGAGAAACCUCCUUCGAUUGCUUACAAAUAGCGAACGUUGUCUCCACUUUUUUCAGACCAACAAUGAGUUGCAGCAAGGUUCAAAAACAGCUACCUCAUCAGUUUUGCACGCAAUCGAAACUGAUAAGCAAGCACCGAAAAGGGAGGAAGAUGAGGUCGAUGUUGAAUGAAUGCCCAAGCGUUUGCGGGAGCCGACGGAGCAGCAUAUUCAACCCAUUCUCUUCAGGCUUCCCCGUUUGGCUGCCGUUGAAGGAGUCCGCAGCUUCCUCGUGUUCGGAGCUGCAGGUGAACUCCCCGUGCUUGGACUGGAAGGAGACGCCAGAGGCUCACGUGGUUAUGGUGGAUCUUCCUGGGAUUCAAAAGGAACAGGUUAGGGUGGAAGUGGAGGAUGAUAGAGUUUUAAUUAUUAGCGGAGAGUGGAACGUGGAGAAGCCGGAGGAGGAGGAGACGUGGUGGCACCGAAGGGAGCGAAGGAGGGGAAAGUUCAGGAGGCAGUUGGGGUUGCCGGAGAAUGGGAAGACGGAGGAAGUGAAAGCUUCAAUGGAGAAGGGAGUUCUCAGAGUGUUCAUCCCCAAGGAAGAAGUGAACAAGAAGGAUGAAGUGAAGAAGGUUGAGAUCGAUGGCUGAAUUGAUGGGCUAUAUACUGCCUAAAUUGGAAUGCUGUUGCUGUACAUCUUGACUUCUUGUUAUUAAUCUGCGUGGUGUUUGUGUAAUUUAUAUUAAGUUUAUAGAAAGGGUCUAUAGUAUGGUGAUUUUGAAUAAUGAAGGCUAGCUAGUUCAGACAGCAGGCAUGCCAAAUUAAAGAAUUUCUUUAUUUAUGUAAUGUUUUCUCAUGCGUUAUAAUAUAUACAUAUACAGCAGUAUAUAGCUCUCUAAAUAAACGGUGCAUUCUGGUCU
This is a messenger RNA of Diospyros lotus (date-plum), 967 nucleotides long. RefSeq names its product 17.5 kDa class I heat shock protein-like. The record is from RefSeq and is a predicted model, not a curated record. Lineage: Eukaryota; Viridiplantae; Streptophyta; Magnoliopsida; Ericales; Ebenaceae. Bases 134 to 697 code for a protein of 187 amino acids. Gene Ontology annotation, biological process: protein complex oligomerization; protein folding; response to heat. The transcript has a single exon.